CAUUGUUCCGACCUGCGACUGCCGCUCGUCGUCGUCGUCGUCGUCGUUUCGAUGUGUGGCAAAGCCAAAGCAAAGCUAAAGCUGCUCACAAAAAGGUUAGGGAUAAGGAUGACCAUUUGCGCCAAAAUUUGCUUUGGGAGGGCGCGCACUGCCAGACGAGAGUGAGCAUUCAAACAGCCCACACAAUUGUUCAAGACACUCCCGCUCGUCACUCGCACAUCAGCCGUGGAGUGUUCACUUCGUGUCUUUCGUGUCCAUCAUCUCAUCACAUCAAAGUGACGGCAACACCACCAUGAGCAGCUCGUCGUCGACAAGCAACACCAAGAAUGGUGCCUCUGGUACUAGUAGUAGUGGUAGUAGCAAGAACGCUUCGAAAGAUCCGGUGAAAGCGCUGUUGAAACUGGCUCGUCAGAACAAGCACAUGGCGGAACGGCAGCAUUUGCUGUUGACCUUUUUGCAAAUGGGCGCCUCUCUGUCGGAUGUGAAGGAAGUGUACGAAAUGCGCCCUUAUGCCUUGAAUCGCGAUGUCUUGUUUGAAGCCGGCAAGCUGCAGGUGGCUCCGAAAGUGCUCAAGUUUCUGUUGGACCACUUGAGCAAAAGUCUGGGAUACGAGUACUAUCUCUACAACAACCCCCGUCGAUCCUUUACUCUCAAACAAGACCCUCAUCUCCUCACCGAUGGCAAUGUCACACUGGGACUACAGCAAGUCGUUCAAUCCAAGAUUGCCUUUCUCAAGGUGUUUGCUCCCGAAAGUGGAAAGCCAUUCUGGACGCUCAAAGAGUUUGUCGAGUUCUUUUCGGGAGAAGUCCUCAAAAGUCCACACAUUCAGACACUCUGUUGUACUUUUCCCAUCAAGGAUGAACUACAAUCAGCAGCAUCUACCAACAAAAAGGCCGCUUCCAAACCAACCGCCAUGGAAGAAGUCUCUGCCUCACAAACUCAGACUGUCACUCUACAACAACCUGCAGAAACGACUACUGUCACCACUCAAGCAAAGCCUCCAAAGCCUCACCCAAUGGCUGCCAAAAUCAAAGCCAGACUGCAACCCAAAAAGCUAGAGCAGUGCAUCCUGGAAGACGUGCGGAUCAAGGCCCAGUAUGCUCACAAAACCAGCGACAGUCUUUUGCAAUUGGUACGCAGUCUGGCAAACCUUCCCAAACUCAAAACAUUUGCGCUUCAGAUCCAAAAAGACGCCAUCAGUCCCAAAGGAUUCAAAGAAUUCAAACAGUUCCUCCCAGAAGCCGUUGGCAAAUUGAUUGUCACUUGCAAAACACUCGAGAAUUUGAUUCUAGAUGCUGCCGACUUGAAAAAACCUGCGGAAUGGGAUCCGCUCUGGAAAGCCUUGGAAAAGAAUCCACCCCUCCAGCGUCUUUGGGUGCGAGGAUUCCAGCAAAAAAUCAGCGAGGCCGCCGUCAAGGCGCUCCCCAAAGCAUACAAGCCAGAACACGCCGUCCACACAGUGUCACUGGAAUCCGUUCGACGCAAUCUACUCGCCGUCUUGGAAAAAUACAACACGACGCUGACCGUGGUGCGAUUCGUCAUUCCAGAGUGUCGUUGCGAUUCGGCAUUCCAAUUGGACGGCGACGAUUGCUUUUUGCAUCACAAGUAUUAUUCUCUUCCGUCCUGUACACCCGCCAUUACUACUACUGCCAAUACCACCAACAACCAACAGCAGCAGCAACCGAAUGGAACCCGAUACAUUCCUCCCCCCAAAUGCGUCCCGGAAUUGGACCAUUUCUUGGCCAUGAAUGCUCACGGACGAGCGGCCUUGAAGGCGCCCCGCAUGACACACAAUCAGUGGUUGGCAGCAUUGACCAGUGGGAAUCCCAGCGACCGAACCACCAAGAACAAAUUCCCUGCUGAUCCGUCCAUUGUCUUUUCCCAUCUCCGCAAUCGUCCCGAGUACGUGGCCAUGCUCUACUCGUUGAUUCGUUCUCCUACUAAACAAUCUGCCGCUUUUGAUAUGGAAGAACUGCACUUGGCCGCGCAAGGAGUCUUGGCAUUGCCAUUGGAGCGUUUUGUGGAGCUUUGUGCACGACGUAUUGAUGACGUGACGGCAAUCUACUCCUUCCUACAGGUCAAUCCUACCAUGUGGUUGCACUAUCUACAGACCGCCAAACAAAUUGUCAAGGAACUCAAGACACAAAAGACCAAAAAGCACUUUGCCGGAGUGGUGGAACUCACCAAAGUCACGCGCAUUGUGCAGACGGGCACUCGCACCAUUACCUCGAACAACAAGACGACGCAAGUGCCCGUGUACAAACCCCAAGCGGUGGUGCUGACGCAACCACGCAAAGUGAUUCGUCUCAAUGUCGCUCCCAGUGUCGAUCAUUCCACACUGACCAAGUUCCCCAAACUGGCCAUUGGUGGUCGUGGACGGGACGAGUUGGUAGCCAAGCGCAAGAAAAAGGCGGAAGAGGAUGUGUCCAAGCCAGCUGCAGUGGCGAAUAGCAAGAAAAAGGAGUCGACCGUCCCAUCCACUACCACACGCACCCUGGCAGAGACGACCAACACCGUCAAGCCCAAAAAGGUGGCGGCCAAGAAGCAACAGCCCGCCGCCAAGAGCACGGUCAAGGAGACGGGGGCGACCAAGAAACAGACCGCCAAGAGCAAUGCCAAGAAGACGGGGGCAAGCAGCAAAUCCACAACCGCCAGCAAGCGAAAGGUGGCGGACAGCAUUGCUGCCUCUGGGAACAACAAGGCGGCCAAGAAGGGCAAGGGUGCUUCCAAAAAGGCUGCUGCCAUUGAGAUUGACGACGACAGCGAUGAUGACUUCAUGGCGGAUUUGGAUGCUUCUGAUAUGGAAGAUAUCGCCCAGACGCUUGCCAAGGCCACAAAGGUACCUCGUGUGCGUCGUCGUUCGGCGGCGAACUCUCGUCGUGCUGGUGGGGCACGCAAGAAACCCUCCAACAAUAGUAGUAGCUUGAACGAGCUCAUUGGCGAGGAGUCCUCUUCGGAUGAGGAUGACUGUGUCGAGAAGGGUGGCGCUGACUCGGAUUGGGACCGCUGUGAUGAUGGAGAAGGGCGCGCGGGUGAGGAUGGUGGUGACAGUGAUUCUGAUUUUGAGUGAGCCUGAGAUGACGACUAGACGAUUUGAAACUAUACGGAAGGCAGCACUGCAGAGGCAUUUACCGCAUUGUUCCGAUACGUGGUUGCUCCUGGUCUAUCAACGCUUGGGUUUGCCAACGAUAUUCUCCAUAGCUAGCUAGCUAGCAAUGUAACUAGCUAGCACCUGACAGCAACUAGCUACCGGUAGCUCUACUAGAUAGAUAGCCCCAAUACCCGGAAUACGUACAUGUAGUCCCCGUAUUCGGUGUCUUCGUGCAUUCCCAUUUUCCAAAAGAGGAGCUUUGAGCCUACCAGUACAUGUAUUUUUGGUCCAGGGGUGGUCCACCUGUGAACUUCAAUCCGACCUGCAGGCUUAA
Messenger RNA from Seminavis robusta, 3425 nucleotides. The record is from the annotation of a GenBank genome assembly. Lineage: Eukaryota; Bacillariophyta; Bacillariophyceae; Naviculales; Naviculaceae.